UCAAGAUCUCAACUUUCGUAUUAAAACCCCCCUAAUUAUUAACCUAAUCCCAACAUAAUCUUGGAUUUAAUUACCUCUCAUUCCCCAAAACUCUUCACCUUAUUGCACUGUGUAUUUGUGUAUAUAUAUAUUACAGGUAUAUAUAUAUAUAUCCUCUCUUUGUUUGCUAGUGUAUUGAAAGAUUUCAGUUUCAAGAGAAUUAAAGUGAUCUGAAAAUGGCUUCCAAUGGAAACAAUCAUGUAUCAACAAAACCACCACCAGAGCCUUCACCAUUGCGAAAGGCAAAAUUUUUCCAGGCUAACAUGAGGAUUCUGGUGACUGGUGGUGCUGGAUUUAUUGGCUCUCACCUUGUUGACAAAUUGAUGGAAAAUGAGAAGAAUGAGGUGGUUGUUGUCGAUAAUUACUUUACUGGAUCAAAGGAUAAUCUAAAGCAAUGGAUUGGUCAUCCAAGAUUUGAGCUAAUUCGCCAUGAUGUUACUGAGCCAUUGUUGAUUGAAGUUGACCGAAUUUAUCACCUUGCUUGCCCUGCUUCCCCUAUUUUUUACAAGUAUAAUCCUGUUAAGACAAUUAAGACAAAUGUACUUGGAACAAUGAACAUGUUGGGACUUGCCAAGCGAACUGGGGCAAGGAUUUUACUCACAUCGACUUCUGAGGUUUAUGGAGAUCCACUCGUGCACCCUCAAGACGAAAGCUAUUGGGGCAAUGUUAAUCCAAUUGGAGUUAGAAGUUGUUAUGAUGAAGGGAAAAGAGUGGCUGAGACUUUGAUGUUUGAUUAUCACAGACAACAUGGAAUUGAAAUCCGAAUUGCUAGAAUCUUCAAUACUUAUGGUCCUCGAAUGAAUAUUGAUGAUGGUCGUGUUGUCAGCAACUUCAUUGCCCAAGCAAUUCGUGAUGAAGCGUUGACUGUCCAGUUGCCAGGAACACAAACACGCAGCUUUUGUUAUGUCUCUGACAUGGUUGAUGGCCUUAUUCGGCUUAUGGAGGGAGAUAACACUGGACCAAUUAACAUUGGAAAUCCAGGUGAAUUCACGAUGAUUGAACUCGCGGAGAAUGUGAAGGAGCUCAUCAAUCCGGAAGUGAAAAUUAUCACAGUGGAAAACACUCCAGAUGAUCCUCGGCAGAGAAAACCGGACAUCACAAAGGCAAAAGAGUUAAUAGGCUGGGAACCAAAGAUCAAGUUGCGCGAUGGUAUUCCUCUGAUGGAGGAAGAUUUCCGCGGCAGGCUUGGAAUUUCAAGAAAGAAGUAAACAGUUUAAUACAUGGUUGAAAAUGAUGGAAAAUGGGAGUUCAAGAAUUACAGAUGCUUUGCAUCUUUUGCUUCGUUUUAUAGAGUUUUCUCAAUUUUGUUGUGCUUUUAUCUUCUGAAUGGAGAAUAAACUAUCGCCAGUGUGCCUUCUUGCUUUUAUUGAUUAUCAUACAUGUUUUAUCAUCUAA
Nicotiana tabacum (common tobacco) is the source of this 1434-nucleotide messenger RNA. Its product is annotated as UDP-glucuronic acid decarboxylase 6-like. The record is from RefSeq and is a predicted model, not a curated record. Gene Ontology annotation, biological process: D-xylose metabolic process. Gene Ontology annotation, molecular function: NAD+ binding; UDP-glucuronate decarboxylase activity. NCBI's taxonomy places the organism in Eukaryota, Viridiplantae, Streptophyta, Magnoliopsida, Solanales, Solanaceae. Gene Ontology annotation, cellular component: cytoplasm.